This is a messenger RNA of Dromiciops gliroides (monito del monte), 3888 nucleotides long. RefSeq names its product MAP7 domain containing 2 (gene MAP7D2). The coding region runs from base 230 to 2398 and encodes 722 amino acids. NCBI's taxonomy places the organism in Eukaryota, Metazoa, Chordata, Mammalia, Microbiotheria, Microbiotheriidae. Gene Ontology annotation, biological process: microtubule cytoskeleton organization. The record is from RefSeq and is a predicted model, not a curated record. The transcript is spliced from 17 exons. Gene Ontology annotation, cellular component: microtubule cytoskeleton.
CCCGUGGUGUGUGUUUACAAUGUGUUUGCCUUGUGUGUUUGCUUGGUGUAUGUAUGUGGAUCAGGUGCCGAGGUUGCUGGUGAAUGCGCCUGUGCGGUGGCCCCGCAGGGCCCAGCGGAGCCGGAGCAGCCGAGACGGCUUGGGUUGCAAAGACGGCGGCAACCGCGAAGCCAAGACCGCAGCUCGGAGUGGAAGGGAGUAAUUGCGAAUCGCUAAUUCUUUCUGGAAGAUGGCCGAGUCCGGAGUGGCGCGGGCCUCUCCGUCACACCAUCGGGCAGCAGGUAUGGAUGGAUUUCUAAAAACCAAUGAGAGACAAAGAUUAGCCAAGGAAAGAAGAGAAGAACGAGAGAAAUCACUUGCUGCCAGAGAACAGCAGAUCCUAGAAAAAGAAAGAAGAGCUAAACUCCAGUAUGAAAAACAAAUCGAAGAGCGGUGGAGAAAGUUGGAGGAACAGAGGCAGAGGGAAGACCAGAAGAGGGCUGCUGUUGAAGAGAAGAGAAAACAAAAGCUCAGGGAAGAGGAGCAACGCCUAGAAGCCAUGAUGCGGCGGUCCCUGGAGCGGGCUCAGCAGCUGGAGCAGAAGCAGAAGCGGUGGUCCUGGGGAGGAGCGCUGGCUUCCAGCUCAGGCUCUUCAGAAAGGGAUGGUGAAUCAGAAAAUACCCCACCCCCUCUUCUAGGUUUAGCAGCCAGCACCCUUCCUCCAGACCCUGUGACCUCUGGCGCUGCUACUGAUGACUCCAAUGCAUGUGACAAACUUUCAGCAUCUACAAUGAAUCUUCCAAAGCAGUUGGAGUCCCCCAUCAGUAAGCGUCUGUCUUCCUCCACAGCAGCAAUUACGUAUUCCUCUGACAAAGCCCCAGGUAGUCCCUUUAAGUCUCCCUACAAGGCGCCUCCUGCCCGGAUCCCAGAGAGGAGAAAGAUGGUAUCCUGUGGUGCCGGGGAUGCCACAAAAGGAGCAGUUUCGUCUGAACAGACCGAGAAAGUAAAGAAGGAAAAGCGAACUCCAGCAUCUGUUUCCACAACUGGCCUUGGAUCUCCAUUAAGAAGAUCGGAUUCUCCAGCAACCAAGAGACAUUCUUCUCCUGCAAUACCUAAAACACCUUCAAAAACAUACCCACAAUCCCCAAAGAAUACCAAACCAUACCAAGGAUCACCUGUCAAAUACCGAAGCCCCCAUUCUCCCAACCAAGAGACUCCAAAGAAGAAAGCUGACAAAGAGAAGGCAAACAAGGAAAAGGAAGGGACUUUGAGUCAGAAAGCACUUGGAGCUCAUGGGGAUCAGAUAGGGGAGAAGCACCUUGCAGAGAAGCACAUUGCUGGAUCAGGAAAGACUGAAGUUGGUGAAGGGAAGCUCACCGCCGGAACGACUGAUGCAGAGGAGGCCUCCAAAAUCCUGGCAGAGAAGAGGAGGCAGGUUCGUCUGCAGAAAGAGCAAGAGGAGCAAGAAAGGCAGGAGAGGGAAGAGAGAGAGAGGCUAGAGAGGGAAGAACUGGAAAGAAAGGCAGAACAAGACAGGAUUCUCCAAGAACAAGAAGACCAUAAGAUGGAAGAAGAAAGAAAGCAAAGACAAGAAGAAGAGAACAGAAGAGCGAAAGAGGAAGCCCAGAGGAAAGCUAUGGAAGAACAACAGCUUUUAAGAGAGCAGCAGGAAAAAGAAAAGCGAGAGAGGGAACAAGAAGAGCGAGCCAGAAUUGAAAAGCAGAAAGAAGAGAUAGAAGCUAAAGCACGGGAAACAGCUCAGCAGCUGCGCCUAGAACGAGAACAAAUCAUGCUGCAAAUAGAGCAGGAAAGACUAGUGAGAAAGAAGAGAAUAGAUGAAAUCAUGAAGAGGACAAGGAAAAUCGAUGUUUCAACAGAGGUGAAGAAGGAAGAGCCUGCGUUGGAGACUCAGCCCAAACAGGAGACUCAGCCAAUUUUGAAUGUGGAAAAUACAUCAAAGCCUGUUGUGCAGAGUAAAGUAGAAAUCAAUGGAUUAACCACCUACCAAGAAACUAAUGGUGUGGGAAGCUCUGCUCCUAAAACUAUCUCCCAGGAUGUCUUCUCUAAUGGUCUUAAGCCAGUGGCAGGACUCAUCCAUCUGGAUACCCUAGAUGGGAAGUUGAGCAGUCUGGAUGAUUCCACGGAUGAGGUUCAGUCUAUGGAUGUUAGUCCGGUUUCAAAAGAAGAACUUAUCUCCAUCCCCGAAUUUUCACCAGUGAAUGACAUCAUUCCCGGUGUUUCUUUGGAACAGAAUGGAACCAGUCAUGCUAAGGCCAUUGAAGAUCUCUUAGACUUCACAGGCCCUCCAACUUAUCCCAAGAGAUCCAGUGAAACCCUUGCCAUGGAUGACUGUAACAAAAACUUGAUCGAAGGAUUUAACAGUCCAGGACCAGAAAAUACACUUAAUACAAUAUGUUGAUGAAUACAAUAUGCUAUAAUGUAAAGAGGUAGUAUAUGAUGGAGGAAAUACAGACCUGUGAUGCUGCUGGCAGUAAAAUAUGAACUGUUUAUCAUCUAGAGAAGCUUCUGCAAUCCUUGACCACUGGAUUCCAAUAAUCAGAGCUGAAUGUAAUAUUGUGUCUUCUCAAGGAGGGCAUAUAUGCCCCCAAACUGGCUUAAAAAAAAAAAGAAAAAUAUGAAACUUGAUUCUUAACCCUUGAUUGAUUUCAGGGAAGCUUCAUUGUGCUGCAUAUUAAAGCUUUGACCACUGAUCAAGUACUUAAGCUAAUAUCCCAGUCUGAAUAACAUCAAAGACUUCAAUUUGUCAGUUCACUUUAUAAUCAUUCUUCAUAAGACGGGUCACAUAACUAUCUAGAUGUCUUUUCUUGUAAAUACACCUAACAUUUAUCCCAUUUACCUGAAGGUCAUUUAAAAUAUCCUGGACUUGAACAGCAUGCCUGUCCUUGUCAAAAUGGGGGAAGCCAUUCAAGAGAUUUCUUCCUACUAUAUUCUCUUCACCUUCCCUCCCCCUUCAGUCAUGCUUUCUUUCAUUGAAGGCUUUGAAAUGAGUUUUCAUUGAGGAAAUAUAGCAUGCUUUUAACUCUAUAGUUGCUAAAAUUGAGAAGCCCCUCUGGCGACUGUUAAGUUUAGCCAAUUGAAAAAUGAUUGCCAUGAUUUUGCUUUUUAAAAAAAAAAAAAUCUGUCAUUCCUACCUUCUCACAAUUACUCCCAUCUACCUUUGCAGCUGAUUGUAGCAAGUUAACUAUGACAUCGUACAAUGGUUUCUGUUUUGGACCACAGUUCUCCAGAUUACAAUUGAAGUUUCACAUGCGUUUGUCAAAAUAAUGUAUUCCUGAUACAGGUAGCAAAUGCAAUCAAUGGUUUCUGGUGGUGGUAAUGGUGGGUGGGAUUUGUUUGUUUGCUUUUGCUUGUUUUUUCUAUCUUGGGUUAUUGUCUCUCUAUCCACCUUUAUUCAAAAUUAAAUCUAAACAUUUCAAUGAAAACUCUACUACUCUGAGACACUGAUGGGUCCCAAGGGGGCACAGUAUUUUCACUUGCUUUAAUGACAUCAACCUCUGUAACAUGUUGAAACACCUGUAUGGGAAAAUUCCCAUGGAACCUUAUCAUUUAUACACAUUGUGUGCCAUAUGAAAUGUACUUUGGUUCAUUUUGUUUCUUCCAGUGGAAAGUAACCUUCAGACUAUAUCAUUCUUUUCUUCUUUGAGGCCUUGCUAACCUAGUACUUCAAGGGACAAGGGAGGCCAAGAGUUUCAGCAGAUGUCAACAAAAAGUGGGAACAUAGAUAAUAUGAGGAAGUUGAUGGGACACCAUGGUCUCAGUAGUAACCUUGUCCUUGUGCUUUGAAAACCAGCAAUUGUUUAAGAAUUAAAUAGCUAACUAUUAUUCUGUGUGUGUUUGUAUGUACAUAUAGAUGUACAGUAGCAUAUUAAAUAAAAUACAUGCCUACUA